AUGGCUGCACCCGCGCUGACAGCUGUUCAACAGGGGCAUUUGGAGACCCUGGCACCAGAUCUCCGCUUCCAGCUGGAGCAGGCGGAUGUGCCCGCAGUGUUGCAGGCUAGGCUGGGUGAGCUGGGCAUUCGCAACGUUGCUUUGUUUUCGGGGCUUGAUGAGUCUCGCGAGCGAGUGAGAGCAGCUCUUAUUGCCGAGCUUCCCAUCGACCCUACAGCCGGGGUUGCGGAGCGGCUUAACGUGGCUCGCCUGCUUGCUGCAUGGGAAGCAUCAAGGUUGCAUCUUCAAGUUUCGGAGAAAAACAAAGCUGAAGCGCGCCUGGGCACACAGCAGCGUCUCGUCCAACCCAACGAGCAUCAUGCCAUGCGGUUGGCGGUGGAGGCUGCAGUGGGCAAACUGAAGGACAAAGAGGUACCAGCAAAGUCCGUGCUGGCCGCCAAGUUGGAACAGAUCGAGAAUAAUCAGCCGGUAGCCGAGCUACUCACCGAGGUAGCCUCUCUCGAGGACUCUGAGCUUGAGGCCUAUUCGGCUGUAAUUGAUCCUACAACCAACGUGCUCAAGAUUAAGCCUGGCAAGACUCUGACAGGUAUGCCGGACAACCCUGAAGAACUCAGGCUGCGGCAUAGACGCAUCGGUCUUGCCUGGGAUUUCUUAGCUACCAAGCAUGCCCUUCGCCCCUGGUUGUCCAAGAAUACCACUGAUGUCUUGAGGAGGUUCAGCGAUUAUGUCUUGGGAUCCCAGGUGGCCGGCUUAGUAGCCGGAGACGGCCAUACGCCUACCUGGAGCAUGGUCCUGCACUUUGAGCUGGAGGCCCGCAAGUCAGUGUACCGGUGGAUCAGGGACGGGGAAGCGCUCUCCUUAGAAGACGCAUUCUCGAAGGCCACACAUGACAUGGAGCUGCUGAAUAGGCAUCUCGUGAUACCUUUCUCGCUUCGGGCGGUACCUCCUCCACCCACGGCACCUUCGGCGUGGGAACGAGCAGGCAAGCCAUUGCGAACACCGGGCAAGCGUACCAUUGCUCCUUCAGCAGCCGACACGCCGCCGGCGAAGAAAGCGGCCAAGCUGAUGAAGACACCAGAUGGCAAACCCAUCUGCUGGAAGUACAAUCGGAAAGAGGGUUGUACCAACACAUCGUGUCGCUUCAUUCAUGACAACGACACCGAGGAGAACGUCUCUCAAGGAGUGUCACGCCGUGCUGAUUUAAAGUCUUGCUUGGCUGAUGCUUGUCAUGCAGCGGGCCUCACCUUUCGGUGUCACGAAGUGGACAUCCAACGCGAUGAGGCCCAGGACGUUCUCUCCGAUUCAUUCUGGUUGAGAUUGCUCAAUCAAGUUCGUCGUCAUGAAUUCACUAUAAUUUUCAUGAGUCCGCCCUGCUCUACUUUCAGCAGGGCUACGUUUUCAAACCGAUCUGGACCGCCGCCUCUGAGGAAUUCUGACUGGCCCGAGGGCUUUCCGUGGCUGUCUGGCACCUUGAAGGCCAAGGCCGAGGCGGGCACCAUGUUAGUUCGUCGUGCGCUGUCGCUGGCCACGCUAGCAUCCUCGGAGAACAUUCCGUGGCUUCUUGAGCAUCCCGAGUUUCUGGGCGCCACGGAUGCCGGCACCCCGGCUUCUAUCUGGAUGUGGGAAGAAGCUGUGCAAGUCUUUCAAGCUACUCGUGCUACGACGGUGGCGUUUCAUCAAUGUGCCUAUGGUGCUGAUCAUCGGAAGCCUACUCGAGUGGCUGGUACUUGGCAUGGUCUGCGUACUCUGGGUGUUGCCGGCUGGCCCCGCCUGGAUCGCGCUCAGCGCUAUCGCGGUCCCCUGUCACGGACCUGUGGUCACAAGCACACCCCUCUCAUUGGGACCGAUGAGCAUGGGGAUUUUCGUACAGCUCCUACUGCUGCUUAUCCACCUGAGCUAUGCAAAGCUCUGGCCAGCUUAGCGAUGCUGACGCACCAAAGAACGAUGUCCUCCGAAUCGGGGACGGGGGAGAAGCAAGCUCGUUCUUCGGACACUCUCGAGAACGCAACAUCUUCGGCCAAGAUUCAUCCGGCCGAGGCUCUGGCAGCGUGUCAAAGUCAGGGUGAGGUCUCGUGCAACAUCCUUCUUGAAAUGUUUGAGCUGCUCCCGGGCGAGAACAUGGCCCGCGAUGGAGUCACUUGGAAUGAUUCGAAAUCAUUUGCGAUUGGUGCCUAUGCUGUGGGCGGCAGCCUUUCCGGGUUGCGUAGGAAUUCCAGGGUGUUUCCCGGGGUCGCUAGGGUUUUGUGCAACUUUGUGCGGAGCCUGGAUGCUUCCUUUACAUUCACUGCCGUGGGAAUAUUUCGGAACUUGCAGACGGCUCCCCACAGGGACUCGGGCAACGAAAGGGGGUCCCGGAACCUGGUCGCUGGACUGUCGUCCUUCAGGGGCGGAGGCAUCUGGACUCAAGAUGGGGGCGGUCAGGAGGCAUGUCCAUCUGAUCCGUCAUUGGGUCCAGGCCGCACGCUGGAGAUCGACUCAGGUGGGCACAUCGUCUUCGACCCCUCGGUGUGGCACUGCACUCAGGCUUGGAAGGGGACGAGGACAGUUCUUGUUGCUUACACACCCCGCGUGAACGAAUCUUUCCCCGCCGCGGAAUGGGAGCAGCUGGGUGCCUUGGGCUUCAACCUUCCAGCUCGGCGGGGUGCCUCUACUUUGGGUCCGUGA
Messenger RNA from Symbiodinium sp. CCMP2456, 2664 nucleotides. The record is from the annotation of a GenBank genome assembly. NCBI's taxonomy places the organism in Eukaryota, Dinophyceae, Suessiales, Symbiodiniaceae.